Messenger RNA from Aricia agestis (brown argus), 395 nucleotides. It is a transcript of the gene RpS28b, whose product is annotated as 40S ribosomal protein S28. The record is from RefSeq and is a predicted model, not a curated record. The transcript has 2 exons. Gene Ontology annotation, molecular function: structural constituent of ribosome. Gene Ontology annotation, biological process: ribosomal small subunit assembly; maturation of SSU-rRNA; translation. Bases 81 to 278 code for a protein of 65 amino acids. Gene Ontology annotation, cellular component: ribosome; cytosolic small ribosomal subunit. NCBI's taxonomy places the organism in Eukaryota, Metazoa, Arthropoda, Insecta, Lepidoptera, Lycaenidae.
UUCAACUGUCAACUCUUUUACGUUCACGCUUGCUGCGUUGCACGUGUAAUUUGUCGAAAGAGCUCGAUAACUGAAACAAAAUGGACAAACCAAACGUUCUCGCCCGCGUCAUGAAAGUUUUGGGCCGUACCGGGUCCCAGGGACAGUGUACCCAGGUCAAAGUUGAGUUCCUGGGAGAGACCACCCGUCAGAUCAUCAGAAACGUGAAGGGACCCGUGCGCGAGGGUGACAUCCUAACCCUUCUAGAGUCUGAGCGUGAAGCCAGAAGACUAAGAUAAACGGUGUGGAGGUGUUAUUUUAAUAGUUUAAGGAAUGUAAACCGAUAAUGUUGUUCUACUAAACCGUCAAAGAUGAUCUUUAUAUGUAACAGCUUAUAAUAAACUCAAUAUUAUUCA